AUGGUUAUGGACGCUACUGAACUUUCACGAUGGACACGGUUUGCAAGGAAGGGUGGUAUUGGAAGGUGUACCGCGAUACACGAUUGUGUUGCGGAGGGAGAACAAGAUUUGAUGUUCUUGAAGGACGAUGAGAUUACUGUCUUGAUGCAAAUACCGGACCUUGAUGGUGUGUAUCUGGGUUACUGCGAAGGUGUCGUUGGCCGUUUUCAAGGCGGCGAUGUCCACUUUCACUCAAAGUUGAAGAAGCCAGUCAUGACCAAACGGUCUUCGGUUCUACAAGCAAAGUCCCCUACACCAAGUUCAGCAUCCCCUCCGAUACCAACAGUACCUCCAUCCCCACCAACCUCGGCAGGUCGAGCACCGUAUACUCCUUUGCUCGGGCAAUCAUCUAGCCCAAUAGGUGUCUUGUCCUCAUCUCCCCCUCCUAUGCAGGUUUACCAGCCACCAUCGCGUCACCCCUCCGCCAGAGCCUCUGAAAUGCCAGCGAAAAAUCAUACUACGAACGCCGAGUUCCCGGAAAAGGAACCAUCAUCAUCCAAAUCACCACUUCCUUCUUCCCAUCCGAAAUAUAUUCCCACUGGAUCCGGCACGUCUGUUGACGGAACCCUUUCCAGAGUAUCAGCCUCCAAUAACAGUUCAAGGCCAAUUCCUUUGCCCUCCGUGGCUCCAGCAUCGCCUGCGCCGUCGAGUCAUGGACAUUCUCACUUGCCUCCAACUUAUAAAUUCCCAACGGAGCCUUCUUCGCCCUCCAAAAAACGAAAGCAACAGACCGUCCCAGAGCAAAUAUCUUCAGUUGAUUAUCGGAUGAGUGCAAACCAAGUAGAAGAGGAGGUUACCGUUGAAGGAGAGCUUUGCCUGCACCGCACCGCAUCCCAAUCCUCUUCUAAUCUUGGGUACGGUGGUUUGUCCGAAGACGAAGCAUUAAAUCCAGGGACGAGGUUCUCGACUGCAUCCUAUGGCUCAGAUGAUGGUCAAGUGGGCAUUGGUUUAUCCUUAAUGGGUGCGUUGGCGGGAAGUGACUCGGACUCUGAAGACGAUGUUGACGUAUUGGGAAGGAAAAAGGGUACUGUCAGAGCUGGAAUAUCAUUUGAGUCAGACGAGGAUGAGAACACGAUCGAGAGUGUAACCCAGGGAGCUCCAAAUCUAGCGCACACAGACCUCACACGGCCUCCAACGGAGACUCCAUUUUCAGUUUCCGGUACAGAAGAUAAUGGGCCUCCGUUAUCGUGUGUGAGAAAUGGAGAAACUACUCAGACUGCGCCUGUCGUUGUUCCGCUUCGAUCAGAUUCUCUACGUUUUCACCGGGAUCCUUCAGUUUCAAUCAAGAAACCUGAUUCUUCCGUCUCUUCAUCGUCUGCUCAACUCAAGACCGAUUCUCCCUCGACGGGCCAGUCUCCCGACCCGAAUCGUUCCUACCUUUCAGAUGACGAUCUCUCACCUCAUCCUUUCGAUGGAGAUGAAUGGGAAGGGGCGUCCGACAUCUAUGACAACUAUCGCUAUUCCAGAUAUUCGCGAUAUUCGCGAUCGUCUGUGGCCAAUUCUCACCGAUUUUCAGGCGUAUCAAUCAAUAGUACUAAAGGACAUCGGCAAGUACCAUCAGCAUCGACUAUGCCAGCUUUACCCGUUGGAGCAACAGGAUCGCCAACUAGCUUAGCCUUCUCAACCGUUACUUCCCCAACUAGUCCAAAUACGGUUUUCGGCAGACAGGCCGAGCAUAAGGAAGGUCCAGAAAGAGACGACUCACCCGUAGAUCCCAGCGUGCUAUCUUCAUCGAGCUCCACAGCACUUGACGAUAUAACUGUCGCUGAGCCUCUCCGUUCGAACAUUGGAAUGUUCGGCUCGCUGACUGGCUGCAUCCUCAUCUCCACGACAACGACAUCCGUUGUUGAAUCUAACGCCGAAAUUCCUCCGCAAAACGCAAACCAAGUGACAUCCCUUACACGCUCCAACUCCGUCGCAUCAACCAUCGAGUCGCAUUAUUCACGCGAUUCUGAGUCUCACAGCUCACCCAAUGCGCUACGCCAGCGGUCGUUUAUGUUUUCCCCUGCACGAGGUGAUAGGGAGGACACGGACUUUUCUGUGCCUGCAAUUGGAAACUAUUCAGACUUUACUCCCUCAGUAUCACCCUCUACCGAAGAACCCAUCCUUCCAAAACCGUCCCAUCUCUCCGUGUUAGAAGCAAACGCUGCGUCCUUCCUUCGACCAGAGAACGCCAGGUUAUGGCAAACUACUGAAAAGUUAAACAUUGUCAAAACACCUCCACCGACACAGGAGACUUUCCCUCACUCUCCAGAGGAGGAAGCAAUCGCUGUCGUUGUUCCAGAUGAUUCUGCCAAGGUUACUACAAAAACCCAAGAAGCGCCCCCACCAUCCCAAACUCCUUCCAAAACUAAGCAACCAAAAGUUAGGCCCACCCCUCUUAGUCUUCUCUCGACCACUACAACUGAAGUCGGUGCCUCCCCUCUAUUGCAUACAAGGUGGGGAAGUCCUGUGAGCUCAACAGGAAUGAGUUCAGGUAGGGUCAGUGUGUACGACGAAAGCGGGAGCACGUUCCCAAAGACACCCCGCGAUUUUGAUUUGAGUUCUGGAGAGCUGCCUAUUCCCGGCGUACCUGCUGGAACCGCUCGAAUGGCGCUAGAAAUGGAACAGACGGAAGGACCUUAUAUUUCAUCGAUCAAAAUCAGUACCAAUAGGUACAGUGAUAUGCCUCUAGUAGUCGAGGAUGAUGAAGAACUUCCAUCCCACGCGAAGAAUCACGACUCCAAAGAUUUUGAAGUUGAAGGGAAUACAACUUUGGAUACAGGAGGAGGCGAGAAGGACACGAGCUCAGUCUCAGAUAGCACAUAUACGAGUCAUUUUUUGGAUGGUUUGAAGGAUAAAUCCUUUGCAGACUCCACUAGCCAAAAGACUGGUCUAAAUGCUCUAAGAAAAUUAGUCACUUCUGCCGAUGACCACCGCACGCCUUCACCAACACUCCUUAUUGUUCAAAGUUCUUCUCCCUCGUCCCCUUCUUCCACCCCUGGCUCACCAGCGUCUCUAACUGUGUCGUCCCAUUCAGCAGGUCCGCCGUCUCCUUCCCCUUCAGCAUUCCCGAUACCACCCACACACCAAGGCGACACAACCCCUGUCAACGCUCCUUCAUCUCCUAAUCCCGCUCACUUGCGACCUCAGCUUGUGGGUGACGGUGAGCGGAGAAGUCUGUUCCUUCCACAUCCAAACGCGCCUAAACCACCUACCGAUGGACCAGGGCUAGGUCCAAUGGGGCCACUGUACCAGGGCGGAAAUAGCCCACAACACCCAGCCUUCAACGCUGGAUCAGCUUUAAACCGGAUAGACCCUAAGAAGAUAGCCAUUCACGCGCUUCGACUUGCGUUGUCGGUACCACCGCCACCUUCGAAUCUGCUCCCACCACCCUCUUCCGCACCGAUCAGAGGAAAGAAUGGUAAACCAGCACCCACUCUCGCACCACCACCACCACCUCCCAGAGGGCCAACCAUCUAUGCGCGGGUUGAUGUCGACCUUGCAAGUGCGAAUGGGCCCGUUCCUAUUACGUUUGGCAUAGAACCAAUGGGUCCACCCCCGUUACCUCCCCCCCUACUUCCAGAUAAUUAUAACAAGACAACGGCAGGGUUACCACACAUAGUCGCACCUUCUCCUCGUGUGGCGCCUUCUCCAUUGCGACUAGGCCCUGGCGCACAACCUGAGACGCUGAGACAGACGUCAGUCAUGAAAGAUAUUGGCCUCGCGGUACCACGUUCACCCUUGGCGCCUCCUUCUCCGCUGAAAGAUGUACCGUUCUUUAAUCAUCUUGAGUUUCGGUCGGAUUCCUCAUCCCCACAAGUUCCAUCUGGUGCUGUGGGCAAAGGUCGCCAAGGUCUACUCGGGCGAAGUGCAACCACGUCCGCGGCUAUCCCGAGCGUCAACCCCCCCACUGCAUCGUCAGGCAGUAGUACCAGCAACGGACAGUUUGCGCUACCACGCACUCCGGUGAGGUCUCCAGAUGGCGAGUCAGGACAUCCAGCCAAUCUACAUGAAACCAGCUCCAACGGUUCCAAUACAUCGAUGCAUGCGCCUAUCCCACGAGCUAAUUUCACACCUCAAGUUGGCGGGCUUGGCAUGCGGCCACGUUCCAGAAGCUUCACAGCGUUUAACUCCCCGCCUAUUGCAAACGGCGGCACUAGCUUCAGAGAUGACUCAGGAUUCGGUCGAGCUCGUGAGACAUCAAGUUCUGGAUCGCCCUUGAGAACUGUCACUGCUUCUGAAGUCUCUCCUGUCCGUUCUCUGACUAAAUCAGUUUCAACCCCGAAGUUACACGUUCCUUCGCCGUUGUCUAUUCCAGCUAAUAACAAGGUUGGACCCGGUACCCCCGGCAUAUCUGGCCCUCUCGCAUCAUCCUCACUCGCAACUUUUCCUCCACCAGCAAGCUCGACAAUACCAACCACUCCCGUCUCUCCAACUAAAUCGAAUGGAGCCCGACUUCGUAAAGUAACUUCAGUGACAUCGCUUGAGAGUGCGGCUAGUUCAUAUAGUACAGCAGCUGAAUCUUCUCCUCCGCCUUCCCCCAUCACCCAACGGAUGCCAAAGAAACAGUCUUUUCAAUCCAUGGAUGGUGCAUCUGUAGCUGUGAUCACUGCAAAUCCACGUCCAUUUGAUAUGCCUCCAAUACCUGCUGGGGUUGGUACACUGGUGGGAGGUUCAUCAGAUCCAGAAACGAGCUCUGUUGUCAGUGCUCGCUCACAGGCUGUAUCUCCACCGCCGUUUGGGCGGAGGUCCUCUCUUCGAUCGAAACUAUCAUUACCGAAUAUGCGUCGAAGCUCCAGUCGACAUGAUAGCAUGAACUCGAAUAUCCGGCCUGUUCAGGACAGCCAGACAUUACCGAAGGAAAACCAGACUGUGCAAUUCGAAGACAUGGACUUUGAGCUAGUCAAGCCCAAUGUACCUUUCCAAAACUCAAAUCGGAGAGGGAGCGAAGAAUCGUCGAUAGUCCGACCGGGGAGUAUGGAACGAUUUGACCAACUACGAGCAGACAGUCCAGCUUUCUCAAUCGCUUCAUCGGGAUCACGUCUAACAACAGGGCUUGCCUCGGACUCAGCAGCAAUGCGGGCGAGAGCUAAUACCAAAGCUUCGGAUGCCGAAGCUUCGAUGGAAUCCCAUCGUCAACGUGAAUUGAAAUGGGUAUCUGUCAUGUCGAGUGUCCCACCAUCCCAAUCGCGGAAGACGAAGAAAGUGAGGAAGCUGAUCGGAGAAGGUGUACCUGCCUCCGUGAGGUACCUCGUAUGGUCCCAUUUAACGGACUGUAAAGCAAAAAAUGUCCGUGGAGUUUACACCUCUUUUGGGAAAAGGGCUCGAGUCGCGGCUUUCAAGGAUAUUGAGGGGGAUGUUAGACGAUGUUUCACGGAGUAUGCGCACUUGCAGAAUACGCAGGGACCUGUGAUGGCCCUCUUACAGGCUUAUCUCACGAUGGUUCCGGAUGUGCCUUACAUGACAGGCUUGACGCUCAUUGCCGGACACUUGUUGCUUUCAGCACCAGAGGAAGAUGCGUUUUGGAUAUUUGUGUCCAUAAUGGAUUCCAUGCUACGACCCUAUUUUUCUUCCUCAUCACUUCAGAUGGAAGUUGACGCUGCGCUCUUUAGCCGGGCGUUGGAAGCUAAUGACCCCCCGACGGCAAAGAAACUGUUGAUGGACAUGAGCAUGAAUCCGACUCAUAUCUGUAGUCCUUGGUUUUCGACAUUGUUCGUUGGGUGUUUGCCCACCGAUUACAUUGACCGAGUGUGGGACUUAUUCUUGUAUGAAGGGGUCCCUUUCUUGAUACGUGUCGGACUUGCUAUCGUAUACUGUUGUCGUCGCGCUCUCCUUGACGCAACUGAUGAAGAGACCGUGUUGGAUUAUUUGAGGCAUCCAUCACCAAACUGGUUACCUCCUUCGGCUGAUGCAUUCAUCACAUUCGCCCUUUCGUUCAAAGUGAAAGACGAGGAAGUGCGAAAGCAACGGAUUAAGAUGGAAGCUCAAGUAAAACGUCAAGCUCAACAAGCACCCCGUUCGACGGGUGGUGCUAUCUCUUUUCCGAAGAGCUGA
Marasmius oreades (fairy-ring Marasmius) is the source of this 6075-nucleotide messenger RNA. RefSeq lists its product as uncharacterized. The coding region runs from base 1 to 6075 and encodes 2024 amino acids. NCBI's taxonomy places the organism in Eukaryota, Fungi, Basidiomycota, Agaricomycetes, Agaricales, Marasmiaceae. The record is from RefSeq and is a predicted model, not a curated record. Gene Ontology annotation, molecular function: protein binding. The transcript has 8 exons.